Microtus ochrogaster (prairie vole) is the source of this 2239-nucleotide messenger RNA. Its product is annotated as heat shock protein HSP 90-alpha-like. Lineage: Eukaryota; Metazoa; Chordata; Mammalia; Rodentia; Cricetidae. The record is from RefSeq and is a predicted model, not a curated record.
UGCUUCAGUGUCGUGGUGUAGAUAGUCACGUUUCGUGCGUGGUCACUCAGCAAAGAUGCCUGAGGAAACCCAGACCCAGGACCAACCAAUGGAGGAGGAAGAGGUCGAGACUUUUGCCUUUCAGGCAGAAAUUACCCAGUUGAUGUCCUUGAUCAUCAACACAUUCUAUUCGAACAAAGAGAUUGUUCUGAGGGAGCUCAUUUCCAAUUCAUCAGAUGCUCUGGACAAGAUCCGAUACGAGAGUCUAACAGACCCUAGCAAACUAGACUCUGGGAAGGAGCUGCACAUUAAUCUCAUUCCCAACAAACAAGAUAGAAACCUCACCGUUGUGGAUACUGGAAUUGGAAUGACCAAGGCUGACUUGAUCAAUAACGUUGGUACCACUGCCAAGUCUGGCACAAAAGUCUUCAUGGAGGCUUUGCAGGCUGGUGCAGAUAUUUCUAUGAUUGGCCAGUUUGGUGUUGGUUUUUACUCUGCAUAUUUGGUUGCUGAGAAAAUGACCGUGAUCACCAAACACAAUGACGACGAGCAGUAUGCCUGGGAAUCCUCAGCUGGGGGAUCUUUCACAGUGAGGACUGACACAGGGGAGCCACUGGGUUGUGGAACAAAGGUCAUCUUACACCUGAAAGAAGGCGAAACGUACUUGGAGGAGAGGAGAAUAAAAGAGAUCGUGCAGAAACAUUCUCAGUUUAUUGGCUAUCCCAUUACUCUCUUCAUGGAGAAGGGACGUGAUAAGGAAGUCCAUGAUGAUGAAGCUGAAGAAAAAAAAGAUAAAGAGGAAGAGAAGAAAAAAGAAGAAAAGGAGUCUGACGACAAGCCUGAAACAGAAGAUGUCGGUUCCGAUGAAGAAGAGGAAGAAAAUAAGGAUGGUGACAAGAAGAAGAAGAAGAAGAAGAAAGAAAAGUACAUCGAUCAGGAAGAGCCUAUUUGGACCAGAAAUCCUGAUGACAUUACUAAUGAAGAAUAUGGAGAGUUCUACAAGAGCUUGACCAAGGAUUGGGAAGAACAUUUGGCAGUAAAGCAUUUUUCUGUUGAAGGACAAUUGGAAUUCCAGGCCUUUUUUUUUUUUUUUGUCCCAAGACGUGCUCCUUUUGAUCUGUUUGAAAACAGAAAGAAAAAGAACAACAUCAAGUUGCAUGUGCGCAGAGUUUUCAUCAUGGAUAACUGUGAAGAGUUAAUUCCUGAGUAUCUGAAUUUCAUUAGAGGAGUGGUGGAUUCUGAGGACCUUCCUCUAAAUAUCUCCCAUGAAAUGUUGCAGCAAAGCAAAAUUUUAAAAGUUAUCAGAAAGAAUUUGGUCAAGAAAUGCUUAGAACUAUUCACUGAGCUGGGAGAAGAUAAAGAGAACGACAAAAUUUAUGAGCAGUUCUCAAAAAAUAUAAAGCUUGGAAUUAAUGAAGACUCUCAAAAUCGGAAGAAGCUUUCAGAGCUGUUGUGAUACUACACAUCUGCUCCUGGAGAUGAGAUGGUUUCUCUCAAAGAUUAUUGCACCCGAAUGAAGGAAAACCAGAAGCACAUCUACUUUAUUACAGGUGUGACCAAGGACCAAGUUGCUAAUUCGGCUUUUGUGGAACGCCUCCGAAAGCAUGGCUUAGAAGUAAUCUAUAUGAUUGAUCCCAUUGAUGAAUAUUGUGUGCAACAACUAAAGGAAUUUGAAGGCAAGACCUUGUUGUCAGUUACCAAAGAAGGACUGAAGCUUCCAGAAGAUGAAGAGGAGAAAAAGAAGGAAGAAGAAAAAAAGACAAAAUUUGAAAACCUCUGCAAAAUUAUGAAAGAUAUUUUGGAGAAAAAGGUUGAAAAGGUGGUUGUAUCAAACCGAUUGGUGACAUCCCCAUGCUGUAUUGUCACAAGCACAUAUGGGUGGGCAGCAAACAUGGAAAGAAUCAUGAAAGCUCAAGCCCUCAGAGACAGCUCAACGAUGGGUUACAUGGCAGCAAAGAAAUACUUGGAGAUAAACCCUGAUCGCUCCAUUAUUGAAACCCUCCGGCAAAAGGCAGAGGCCGACAGGAUACAAUCUGUGAAGAAUCUGGUCAUCUUGCUGUACGAAACUGCACUCCUGUCUUCUGGCUUCAGUCUGGAAGACCCCUACACACAUGCUAACAGGAUCUACAGGAUGAUCAAGCUUGAUCUAGGUAUUGAUGAAGAUGAUCCUACUGUGGAUGAUACCAGUGCUGCUGUAACUGAAGAUAUGCCACCUCUGGAAGGAGAUGACGACAUUUCAUGCAUGGAAGAAGUAGACUAA